UGCUGUUAACUUUUUCUGUGAGAAGUUUUGGCCUCCCUCUCAUUAUUGCAUCCCUUCAGAAUCUGAUGUACACCUGUGCGAUGACGUCACGUAUGCUGAGUUUGGCUGUUGGACUUCUCCUUUUUCAGAGAAAGGCAUUCAGUUGCCAUGGAAAUUGUUCCUGCAACAACUCGACGAUGUAUUGUACUAAUAUAACCUUGGCGACAGCUCCAGCAAACCCUUUGUCAGAUGUUAAUAAUGAGCAGCGACAAACUCAUUAUGUAUUGACACGAAAAAACAUUUCUUUUCUAAACAUUAGUAUUGCUUCGUCGUCAUCUUUGUCUCUUUUCGAGGAAAACAACGUUCUACAAAGUUUCAUAUGCAUUCUAAGUAUCUCAGCGAUCCUUGUAAACGUAUUGACAAUGACUGUGAUUUUUUCUAAACCCCAGCUUAAGUCUCUUAGCACUAUAUACUUAGCUGGACACGUCGCCGUCUGUGACCUCUUGAUUGCACUUUAUCUAUUGGUUGCUGUUAUUCAUACUGUAGUCCUCUCCAUUUUAGAUGAUCAAACCAGGCAAUACUCAGAUAAUUGGCAGAAGUUUGUCUGUCCACUGACAAUCUCAGUUCGUUCCAUCGGGCAGCUUGUUGAACCAGUUGUUUUGUUCUUCAUGACGUUAGAUCGCUACAAACGCAUAGUAAACUUUUCCAAGCCUCCUCCACGCUACAGAUCUAUCUCUAUAGCGACAAACCUGAUAUGGUUCGCUGCCAUUGUUGUAGUUUUUGGAAGCCUAUCCGUCCUGUUUGGAAAACAAAGCUUCUCUGGAGCUUUAUGCUCACGAACAGACACAUCCGCGAAAACUAUCGACUCGUACGUGGAAAGAGUCCUCAUCAUAAGCAGCUCUAUAUUGUUUAUUACAUGUUGUGGCAUGUAUUUUCGGAUCUACAGAGUGGUGAAAAACCAGAAUCAACGAAUGGGAACACAAGCUUAUGUCCGAGUGUCCAACGUAAUAUUUGCCCUGGUGUUGAGCACGUUUGUGUUAUGGUUCGUUCCCGCCAUGGUUGUGGCUUUCAUCGGAAGUCAGGACUCUUCCAUGAAAGAAAUAAGACAACUGAUAAUCGUGUCUUCGUUCACAACAAAUUCGCUGGUUAAUCCUUUUAUUUAUGUAUUCAGAGAAAAGAAAUUCCAACGAGUUGCUUUUUCCUGGUUAAAUCGCACAUGUUCAAAAAGAAGAGGAAUGCCAGCUGGCAAUAAGGUCACCUCCUUCAGAAUUGACUCUGCUAUAAAUGAGAAUAAUGUAACAAACCUUGGGAAUAGCAAUGAGACAGAGCAAUUUUUCACAACUUCACUUUAAGAACAAAACCAAAACUAAUAAAUAGCAAUCAUUUUUCUAGUUUUAUAAGUAAGUUCCGUGCAGAUAGAGAACUAGCUAAGGUUGACGUAGGAGGUCAAAUUGUAAUCUUAAAUUUGUAAACUAUAUACUCCACAUUGAACUUGAGGAUCAAAGGCUUGACAAAAAGUACAAUCUUUCUCUUUUUUUUUCGC
Messenger RNA from Stylophora pistillata, 1522 nucleotides. RefSeq names its product follicle-stimulating hormone receptor-like. Gene Ontology annotation, cellular component: plasma membrane. Lineage: Eukaryota; Metazoa; Cnidaria; Anthozoa; Scleractinia; Pocilloporidae. Gene Ontology annotation, biological process: activation of adenylate cyclase activity; hormone-mediated signaling pathway; adenylate cyclase-activating G protein-coupled receptor signaling pathway. Gene Ontology annotation, molecular function: G protein-coupled peptide receptor activity. The record is from RefSeq and is a predicted model, not a curated record.